Temnothorax curvispinosus is the source of this 1286-nucleotide messenger RNA. Its product is annotated as hydroxyacylglutathione hydrolase, mitochondrial. NCBI's taxonomy places the organism in Eukaryota, Metazoa, Arthropoda, Insecta, Hymenoptera, Formicidae. The transcript is spliced from 5 exons. Gene Ontology annotation, molecular function: hydroxyacylglutathione hydrolase activity. Bases 136 to 1101 code for a protein of 321 amino acids. The record is from RefSeq and is a predicted model, not a curated record.
UUUUUAUCAGCUCCAUCGCGCACGACUCUCUCUAUUCUUCCACGAUAUAUCUUGUCAGGACUGGUUAGUUGUUAUACAUAGAUAUGUCAGCAGGCAAGUAGAAAAUAGCAAUUAGCGAGGGGCGAGAAGCUUUGUAUGCACAAAAUAAAUGAAACAGAGUUUUUUCUUAUUUUUACUUUUGUCAUCAUGUUUCGUCAAGUUGCACUACGUGUGUGUCCAACAUGGCUCGAGAAUAAACUCACGUCUAUGUAUUUCAGGGCAAAGAGCGUUUCUUUCAACGGCAGAUCGCACAGUCUAAGCGCAACGGUGGAUCAUUCCAACAUGAAAGUACAAAUAUUACCAGCGCUUCAAGACAAUUAUAUGUACUUGAUUAUCGAUGAAGCAACGAAGGAGGCUGCCGUCGUAGAUCCUGUCGAUCCAGAAGCCGUAAUUACAGCCGUUCGACAAAAUGAUGUCAAACUGACAAAGGUUUUAACUACUCAUCAUCAUUGGGAUCAUGCCGGAGGAAAUGCUAAACUAUCGAAAAGCUUCACUGAUCUUGCGAUAUAUGGCGGGGAUGAUAGAAUAGAAGCCAUUAAUUGUAAAAUUACGCACAACGAUACGUUCAACAUUGGCAAUCUGUCGGUCAAGUGUCUCGCGACACCUUGCCAUACGCGUGGGCACGUUUGUUACUACAUUACGGGAGAAGGAGGAGAAGGAGAACAUCCACCAUCCGUGUUCACAGGAGAUACGCUCUUCGCUGGAGGCUGUGGGAGGUUUUUCGAGGGUACCGCAAAUCAAAUGUAUAAGGCACUCGUCGAAAUUCUAGGCUCUUUACCUGAAGAGACGAAGGUGUAUUGCGGACACGAAUAUACAGCCAACAACCUCAAAUUCGGCUUACACGUGGAACCCGAAAAUCUGGCAAUUCGACAAAAAUUAGAUUUGGUCCAUACUCAACGUGCUAAUAAUCUUCCAACAGUGCCUAGCACUAUUAAAGACGAAAAGCUGACAAAUCCGUUUAUGAGAGUGCACGAAUCGUCCGUCAUGAAACACGCGCAACAAAAUGAUCCCGUUCAGACAAUGUCGUACCUAAGACGCGAAAAGGACAACUUUAAAGCUUGAUUCUCGACAAAACGUCUUCCUUUUUAUAUUUAUCAAGUAUUUACAUUGUUGAUGUCGAUGAAUUUAAAAUGUAAAACAUACAGAAGGUGGCUAAAUGAAUAUCGAACGUGUCACGCUCGCACGUAUGAUAUAAUAUAACGCAUCCUAUAAUUAUAUCCUUAAAUAAAAAAAAAUAUAUACCCAUA